Molecule: messenger RNA, 1221 nt
Organism: Knipowitschia caucasica
Lineage: Eukaryota; Metazoa; Chordata; Actinopteri; Gobiiformes; Gobiidae
Source: the annotation of a GenBank genome assembly
AUGAGUUGUCUCAUCAGUGUCACAUCAGUGUCUCAUCAGUGUCUCAUCAGUGUCUCAUCAGUGUCACAUCAGUGUCUCAUCAGUGUCUCAUCAGUGUCUCAUCAGUGUCACAUCAGUGUCACAUCAGUGUCACAUCAGUGUCUCAUCAGUGUCUCAUCAGUGUCUCAUCAGUGUCUCAUCAGUGUCUCAUCAGUGUCUCAUCAGUGUCACAUCAGUGUCUCAUCAGUGUCUCAUCAGUGUCUCAUCAGUGUCACAUCAGUGUCUCAUCAGUGUCUCAUCAGUGUCUCAUCAGUGUCAUCAGUGUCUCAUCAGUGUCACAUCAGUGUCUCAUCAGUGUCUCAUCAGUGUCACAUCAGUGUCUCAUCAGUGUCCCAUCAGUGUCUCAUCAGAGUCAAAUCAGUGUCUCAUCAGUGUCUCAUCAGUUGUCACAUCAGUGUCUCAUCAGUGUCUCAUCAGUGUCUCAUCAGUGUCCCAUCAGUGUCUCAUCAGUGUCUCAUCAGUGUCUCAUCAGUGUCUCAUCAGUGUCACAUCAGUGUCAUCAGUGUCAUCAGUGUCUCAUCAGUGUCUCAUCAGUUUCACAUCAGUGUCAUCAGUUGUCACAUCAGUGUCAUCAGUGUCUCAUCAGUGUCUCAUCAGUGUCACAUCAGUGUCUCAUCAGUGUCAUCAGUGUCUCAUCAGUGUUUCAUCAGUGUCUCAUCAGCGUCAUCAGUGUCAUCAGUGUCAUCAGUGUCUCAUCAGUGUCAUCAGUGUCUCAUCAGUGUCACAUCAGUGUCAUCAGUGUCUCAUCAGUGUCUCAUCAGUGUCAUCAGUGUCAUCAGUUGUCACAUCAGUGUCACAUCAGUGUCUCAUCAGUGUCUCAUCAGUGUCUCAUCAGUGUCUCAUCAGCGUCUCAUCAGCUUCUCAUCAGCGUCUCAUCAGCGUCUCAUCAGCGUCACAUCAGUGUCUCAUCAGUGUCUCAUCAGUGUCUCAUCAGCGUCUCAUCAGCGUCUCAUCAGCGUCUCAUCAGCGUCACAUCAGCGUCUCAUCAGUGUCUCAUCAGUGUCUCAUCAGUGUCUCAUGAGAGUCACAUCAGUGUCUCAUCAGAGUCACAUCAGUGUCUCAUCAGUGUCACAUCAGUGUCUCAUCAGUGUCACAUCAGUGUCACCUCAGUGUCUCAUCAGUGUCUCAUCAGUGUCUCAUCAGUGUGUCAUCAGUGUCACAUCAGUGUCACAGAGGAGAUAA